Epinephelus moara (kelp grouper) is the source of this 3342-nucleotide messenger RNA. RefSeq names its product discs large homolog 1-like protein. The record is from RefSeq and is a predicted model, not a curated record. Lineage: Eukaryota; Metazoa; Chordata; Actinopteri; Perciformes; Serranidae. The transcript has 3 exons. Gene Ontology annotation, cellular component: neuron projection; postsynaptic density membrane; neuromuscular junction. Gene Ontology annotation, biological process: chemical synaptic transmission; neurotransmitter receptor localization to postsynaptic specialization membrane. The coding region runs from base 24 to 365 and encodes 113 amino acids.
GUAAUCAAACACAGAGAGGGUUGAUGGUGCUGGACUUGUUCUUCUGUUGCUCUCAGGGUAAACACUGUAUCCUGGAUGUGUCGGGGAACGCCAUCAAGAGACUCCAGCUGGCGCAGCUUCAUCCCAUCGCCAUCUUCAUCAAACCCAAAUCUGUGGAGAACAUCAUGGAGAUGAACAAGCGUCUGACAGAGGAGCAGGGCAGGAAAACCUUCGACAGAGCCACCAAGCUGGAGCAGGAGUUCACCGAGCAUUUCACAGCCAUCGUUCAGGGCGACACUCUGGAGGAGAUCUACGAUCAGGUGAAGCAGAUCAUCGAGGAGCAGUCGGGUCCGUUCAUCUGGGUUCAGUCCAAGGAGAAGUUAUGAGGUUCAAAACUCUGUCUGCGCCAUCGCUCCUCCUCUCUUUAGAUUCACUUUGUUUUACUUUGAAAAGAAAAGUCGACCUGCAGACAGCAGCCUCCUUCCUCCUCCCUCCCGCCUCCUCCCUCCUGCCUCCGGAUCAAUGAUACGACACACCGGCUGACCAGAGUGUUGUUUCAUUUUGUAUUUGUUUUGCCUGAAUAAGACUCCAUUGUUGGGUUUCCUGACCAGCAGAGUAAAGCACACAGGAAGUUUGAUGACAUCACUCAACACGGUACAGCUCCUUAAUGUUUAAGGGAGGAGAAGAAGAAGACGUGUCCAUGAAAGUGGCGAGAAGAAAUGUACGAAGAUGAUUUUAUCUUUUUUUUUUUUUUUUUUUUUUUCUGUGGGUACCCCCACCCACCCUUUUUUUUUUUUUUUUUUUGUCUUGUAAGGUAAGCGGACGGAGUUUCAGUCUCAGGCAGCGUCCGGCGGAGACACAAAAAGCAAAACUUUGCACGUUUGAGCUUUAACAGCAUGUCAGUUAAUAACCCCGGUUAUUUCCCAUCAGCCCCUUCAGCGUCUGACAUCACAGCUUCUUCUGUUCUGCAUUUCAUCGUUUUUUUGUUUUGUUUUUGUUUUUGUUUUUGUUUUUGUUUUGUUUUUGUUUUUGUUUUUGUUUUGUUUUUUACACUUGAGUCGACUUGCUUUUAGUUUUAUAUUUUAUUUUUGCUCCUCGCUGCUGCAGGAUGUUUGUCAGGACGCUCUGCAGGGUUCCUGCUCUGCUGCUGGGGGGCGCUGUGGAGUCGGAUUCAUUCACUUAAAUUCAUUCACUUAAAUUCAUCCAGGCGAGGAGAAAUCGACUCUUUUCACUUCGUGGAUUCUGAUUUUAUUGCUGAACAUUUUUGCAUUUCAGACAUUUAGUUUGACCUCCGUUUGAUGAGGUCAGAGGUCACAGCGUUCAUUAUUCUGCCUGCACCGUAAAAACAUCUCGACUCGAGUCACUUCUGUCUGUUCAAAAGUCCAAAGCCUCGUUUUCUUUAAAACAAGUGAUUAAAUCAAGAAUAUUUCAACCUGUUUUCACUUAAAACAAAAUUUUUCAGGUCAUUAAAUUCAUCAACAUUAUUCGACAUUAUCACAGGAAGUUAUGAUAAUGUUAAAAAAAUGUAUAAAUUAUAAGAAACUCAUAAUUACAGGAAAACUAUCAAAGGAAUGUUCUCCAGAAACUAUCUCAUGAUUUACUUGUAAUAAUAAACAACAGAAGGCCUUUCGUUUAGUUCCUGUAAUGAUGUCAUAAUUAUGAGCAAAACUUCAAAGCAAUUCAUAUAAAUACAUGAAUAAAGCAACAUGUUUUAAAAAUCAACAUUAUUAUGGAAAAACUAAUUUAGAGUUUUUAAUUCCACAAGAAUGUUUGUCAUGACAAAAAAAUCUAAAAAAUAAUUUGUCACAAAAAAUGUCACUUAAUAUGCAAAAAUACAGAAUUACAAGAAAUUAGUCUCAUAAUUUUGUUGUAAUGAGAGAAAACAUUCUUUUAAUUAUGAAUCACAAUGAAACAGUCAUAAUGAGUAAAAGUAAUCAAUACGAAUAUGUAGAUGAACAGAAUUACAAGAAAACUCAACACAGGAUAAUAAUUUUAUACUCCAGAGAAAACUGUCUCAUAAUCAAGAAAUCUUUACUCUCAUAAUUUCAAGAAAAAAUAAAAUAAUAAUAAUAAUAAUAAAAUUAUUCAAUCCAUUAUUAAAGAGCGAUAACGCCGUAUGUGAAAGUUCAUGACUACAGAAAAACUCUCAAUAAAACUGAAAAUUACAAGAAAAUUGUCUCUGAAUUUUCUUGUUUUAAUAGAAAAUAUUCUUGUAAUUAUUUAAAUUAAUAUAUCUUGAUUCAAUUUAUAUAAAUAUAUAAUUACUAGAAAAAUAUUGUCACAGAGUUCUUUAUGUCAUAAAAUAUAUAUAAUAAUAUAGUUAAAAGAAGCUCAACACAGGAAAUGUAUUUAUUAUAAUGACAAGAACACUUUUUUUUAAAGAUCUCCCAAUUAUAAUAAAAAAAAAUCAGAGGUAAGACCUUUUGUUUGACGUCCUAAAAAAAUAACUUAUGAUGCAAAAUCUCAACAGAACUAACUAAUGACAUCAUGUUAGCAAAACUACCUUAUGACCAAGAGAAACUCGUUACAGUAAAAUUCUGUUAUAAUGUCAAGAAGACCAUCUUUGGGAUUUUUGGGGGGAAAUUAGGAUCUGUUCAUUUUGAGUUAUUUACUGAGUUAAACUGUAAAAAUGCAGAAUUACAUGAAAAACUUGCAGUUUUCUUGCAUAUAAUUAAGAAAUCUUUAUCUUGUCAUUUUGGAAUAUCGUUUCCAGUUUUUGUAUAUUUAUUUUGUGAAAUUAAUGAACUUCUUCGAAAGCAGCUUGAAAUAUUUUCAUGGUCAGAUCUGAAAUUAAACGAGCGUUUAAAGACAGAACGACUUGACAAGAUGUUUUUUACGAUGUGACGCUGAUUUUAAACUUUGAAUAAACUUGAUUUUACUGAACUGAUUUUUUAUUAUUAUGAUGAUUAUGAUUAUUAUCGGUGUGUUUGGGGUGGUGUUGUUCGGAGCGGUGCCCUCUUGUGGCACAAGCUCGAACCCCGUCAGACGUCUGUCAGCGUCGUCAGUGUCUUACCAUGGAAACGAUGUCGAUCAUGUGAUCAUGUGGUGAUUUGUGCGCCUGGAGACGAGCUGCCACCUCCAGGUGUCAGCAGGUGUGUCCCGAACACGCAGGUUAUUAUUGUACAAUGAGAUUUUGACAGAUAUUUAACCCUCGGUAAACUGCCUAUUUUGUUAUAAUAAAAGUCUAUAUUGAACUUUACUUAAGCACUACUACUACGGGAAUUAUUUUCUUUGCAUUGUUAAUCAUAUAUGAAUAGAAAAGUAUAAAGAUAUUUGAAUAUAUAUUUUUUCUUUUUCUUUGAUCACCACCUCCUCUGUCUUUUAAUUUUCUUUUUUAAGCAUAAUAAAAACUUAACAAGAAAA